CCUUUCGUUACGCACAGCUUACGUUACUCACGCACAACAUUCGCUCGCGUGUUGAACCAGUGAACGUUCCCAGUGUACACAUACAUAUUGUGCUGUAUUUACAUACUUUAAUAUUUCAUACAAAAGAUGGGUGAACCAUCAGGAUUGACCAAUAGUGAAACUCGUGAGCUUUGUAAGCCUCCAGAUCCAGCGACAAAUGGAUUUAUUAUGCAACAGACAAUGUACCGCAUCAAGGAUCCAAGAAAAUCUUUACCCUUCUAUACCGAAAUACUUGGUAUGACAUUGCUGCAAAAGCUUGAUUUUCCAGAAAUGAAGUUUUCUUUAUAUUUUCUUGGAUAUGAGAAUCAGAAAGAAAUACCAACUGAUAGAAGAGAGAGUAUUGAAUGGACAUUCAAUAGAAAAGCAACUAUAGAGCUAACUCAUAAUUGGGGGACAGAAACAGAUCCAGAUGCAAAAUAUCACAAUGGAAACUCAGAUCCUAGAGGAUUUGGUCACAUUGGAAUAGCAGUACCUGACGUUGAAAAAGCAUGUGAGAGGUUUGAAAAGUUAAAUGUGGAAUUCGUGAAGAAACCAAAUGAUGGCAAGAUGAAGGGACUUGCUUUCAUUAAAGAUCCUGAUGGUUACUGGAUUGAAAUCCUGAACGGUUCUAAUGUUGCCAAAACUAUGUUAGGUAUGGUAGAAGAAAAAUAUGAGAUCUCAAGCCGUAUUGAAUAUGAUGGAUAUCGGGGUACAUUAAAAUACGUCGGACCUGUGGGAAACACAAAGGGAGAGUGGUUAGGGAUAGAUUGGGACGAUUCGACUCGUGGCAAACACAAUGGCACAUAUGAAGGAAUAGAAUAUUUUCAAGCUAGACAUUCCACAUCAGUCUUUAUACGACCAGGCAAAGUGAAGUUUGGAAUAUCUUGUCCGCAAGCGAUCAAAAUGCGUUACGGAUUAAUUGAGGAUGAAUUAGCAGGCAUAGACAGGGACGAAGUGUCGAGUUUAAGGAAGGAAAUUAAUGCACCUUUCUUAGAUCUUGUCGGUUUCUCCAAAGUGAAUAAAAAGCAAAGUAAAUUUGAUCAGUUGAAAAUAGUAUGGCUCAGAGAACAGUGUGUAAGCAAUGCAGGAAGGCCAGAGGAGCUGAAAGAACUGUGUCCUAAUUUGGAAGAAUUAGAUAUAUCUAAAAACUUAAUAAAUUUGUGGAAAAUUGUAGCAGAGAUAUGCUCUCAGCUUCAUUCUCUUAUUCGUCUCAAUGUCAGUGAAAACUAUCUGCCCAUUGAAGAUGUGAUGGAACUGAAAGACUCAUUUUCAACAGUUAAGCACUUAACCAUAGCUAAAAUGAAUUAUAAUUGGUCUGAUAUUCAACAAUGUAUAUCAAUGUUUCCAUCGAUUGAAGAACUCUCAGUCUCUUUUAAUAUUGUCACGAUAAUAGAAGAAACAAUAACAAAUACUAAUAUAAUGAAAAUAGUUACAUUAAUACUUGAAGGAAAUUUAAUAUCAAGUUGGGAUGAGAUACUUAAACUAGGUUCCCUUCCAUGCUUAGAAUGCCUUAAUUUGAAUUCAAAUAAAAUAGAUAGAAUUAGAUUUCCAUUAACUUUGACAUCAAUGAACAAGACUGGACUUUUUCCUACUUUACGUCAACUAAAUAUUUCGGAAAAUCACAUAUCAGCGUGGCAAUCAAUUAAUGAAUUGGAUAAGUUGCCAAGUUUAGAAGACUUAAAAUUCAGAGAAAAUCCAAUCUUAAAAAAUGAAACAGUAGAGACUGCUCGACAGUUGAUAAUCGCAAGAAUAGCGAAAUUAAAAAUCUUAAAUGGUACAGAGAUACUUUCUGUCGAAAGGAGAGGUGCUGAAUAUGACUACUUAAAAUUAUAUCUACCAAAAUGGUUAGAAACAGAGAAUAGAUUAUCAUUUAUAAAUGAACAUCCACGAUAUUCUAUACUAGUCGAUAAAUAUGGGAUUGCAGAUAUUCCCUCAAUUAAGCCAAAAGUAGAAAUGGUUUCCAAUGUGAUAACAGUGGAGUUUGUAUGUCCAGAUGAUCCACAUCAGCCUAGAGGAAUUAAAAGGAAGCUGCUUAAAGAUAUGGAAGCAAAAAUGAUCGGACUUGCUCAGAGACUUUUUAAAACUGGUGGAAAAAUACCUGCUCUUUCAUUUAUUUCACAGGAUUUAUCAAAUGAUGAAAUUUCAUUGGAUAAACCAUUGCAAGAACUUAGUUAUUAUUCGAUACAAGAUGGUGAUCAAGUUCUUGUAAGAUGGUGAUAUCAGAUAAAUUAUUUAUAGAUGCAAUUGUAUUUUAUAUGCUGUUAAAGUUCGCUCUAUGAUACUUUGUUAUUAAACUUUUUUUUUAAUUUUCAUUGCAUUCUUAAUGAACCUUGCUAACAAUUUUGGAACUUGUGUGAGGUAAGCUUAUAUCAACAAAAGAAAUACGUACUAUUAAACUUAGAAAAGUGUAUACUUAUUAUCUUACAUUCUUACAAUGCAAUUAUGGUUAAAAGUACAAAUUAUAAAUAGGCAUUUGUACAAGCAAACAGCAUGAAAUAUAUUUUUUGUAAGUGGUGCA
Molecule: messenger RNA, 2536 nt
Organism: Nylanderia fulva
Lineage: Eukaryota; Metazoa; Arthropoda; Insecta; Hymenoptera; Formicidae
Source: RefSeq, a predicted model, not a curated record